CAGCCAGGAGAAAUAGAUAUGAUUGUAGGAAAAGACCGAGAGGGUUUCUUCACCAAUGGUCUGACCCUUGGUGCAAAGAAGUGCUCUGUGAUCAGAGAUAGCCUGUAUGUCGAUGGUGACUGCACAAUGGACAUCAGGACAAAGAGUCAAGGUGGUGAGCCGACAUAUAAUGUUGCUGUAGGCAGAGCUGGACGAGUCUUGGUCUUUGUAAUGGGCAAAGAAGGGGUCCAUGGAGGCGGAUUGAAUAAGAAGGCAUACUCAAUGGCAAAAUACUUGAGAGACUCUGGGUUCUAGUUGUUAGGCAGACUGUUAAGUAUUAGGGGAAGAUUGCUAUUAAACUUUCCUGGCGGUGAGCUUUAAACCUUACAUUCUGGAAACUUUACUAGCAAUGCAGGGUGAUGGGGUAUGAACCUGUGUCUCCUUUGUAUCCCUUUGUUGGUGGGGAAAGGUGUUAUUUUUUUUUUCCCUUUAAUUCUUUUCAUUUCUGUUUUGUUUCCUUGUGUACUCCAGCAUUGGUUAUAGUCAUGGGAAAGGAAGGUGUCCAUGGAGGGACACUCAACAAGAAAGCAUACGAACUGGCUUUAUACCUGAGGAGGUCUGAUGUCUGAGCAGCCUCUCCCCAUGCAUGUAGCAGCUGUCUGCACCACCACCCGCUUGUGCUCAGUGCUACCAGACCCUAGAUGGUAGUUGGUGUUUUUUAUUUACCCAUUUCCUCCUGUCAUAACUGCAGUUCCCCCUUGUUCAUCUCUGUAAGCACUGUAAGUAACCCAGCCCACCUGGCCACCACCAUGAUGAGGAUAUGCAUGAGAACUUGGACCUGGGGAGGGGAACAUGCCAAGUGUAGGCUCUGCUUCUUCUUAGCAAUUAGCGUGAUAUUGACAACUAAACCAACUGAGAUACUAAACAAGGUGCCGAUUGUACAAUCUAAUUUGAUCAAUGCCUCUUCAGCACUUUGAGCAAGUCACAGCUCACUAGUCUUCCUUUCACAGAGCACGGUUGGGAGGAAAAAGUGCGUGCAUAUCUUCACUUCUGUCCCUCUCUUUGUUUCUGUUUUUUAAACCCAUGUGUUUGCUUACACCCAUUUUUAUAGUGCCUGGUU
Messenger RNA from Ficedula albicollis (Collared flycatcher), 1099 nucleotides. It is a transcript of the gene PFN2, whose product is annotated as profilin 2. Gene Ontology annotation, biological process: actin cytoskeleton organization; regulation of actin filament polymerization; positive regulation of actin filament bundle assembly. The annotation marks the transcript as partial. NCBI's taxonomy places the organism in Eukaryota, Metazoa, Chordata, Aves, Passeriformes, Muscicapidae. Gene Ontology annotation, cellular component: cytoplasm. The transcript is spliced from 2 exons. The record is from RefSeq and is a predicted model, not a curated record. Gene Ontology annotation, molecular function: actin binding.